Messenger RNA from Ceutorhynchus assimilis (cabbage seed weevil), 906 nucleotides. Lineage: Eukaryota; Metazoa; Arthropoda; Insecta; Coleoptera; Curculionidae. The record is from the annotation of a GenBank genome assembly.
AUGGAAUUCAAUGAUAUAGUUAAUCAUUUAUUACUCAGAGAUGCUGAAGCAAGACAACGUAGAUUAAAUAUUAGACUUUAUUCUGUGGCUCCUUUGAACGAAGAGUGUGGUUUGAUAGAGUGGGUUAAUGAUUUGGUAGGCUUGAGGCCCGUAUUAAUGAAUAUUUAUAGACAGAAAGGAUUGGGAAUGCGACCGCGAGAAGUAAAAGAAGUCUGUUGCAAUUUGAGAGAUCCGUUAGCAAAGAAAAAAGAAAUAUUCAAUAAUGUUUUACUGAAACUGCACCCGCCAGUCUUGGGAGAGUGGUUUAGGAAAACAUUUCCUGAUGCACAAACAUGGUUAACAGCGAGGACAGGAUACAUUAGGACUACUGCAGUUAUCUCAAUAACCGGGUAUAUGUUGGGAUUGGGCGACAGACACGGCGAAAAUAUUUUGUUAGAUUCUACAUGUGGUGAUGUUGUACAUGUUGAUUUUAACUGCCUAUUCAACAAAGGAGAAUCAUUUGAAUGGCCUGAACGAGUUCCUUUUAGACUCACUCAGAAUAUGAUCGCAGCAAUGGGUCCUUUAGGGGUGGAAGGCGUUUUCAGAAAGGCUUGUGAAUUCACUUUGAGAGUCCUAAGGACCAAUACAGCUACCCUGAUGUCUAUUGUAACACCUUUUGUUUACGAUCCUUUGGUUUCUUGGCCGAGAAAUAAUCCUUCUGUCGCACAUAAUUCCGAAAGAGUCAAUGAACAGGCCUUUGAAUAUAUAAAGAACAUCGAGUUUAGACUGCAAGGAAAAGUGAAAACAAAAAGUAGGACUAUGUCUCAAUGUCUAUCUAUAGAAGGACAGGUCAAUUAUCUGAUCAAUGAAGCUAAGAGUGUGGACAAUUUAUGUCAGAUGUACAUUGGUUGGGGUCCCUACCUGUGA